Arabidopsis thaliana (thale cress) is the source of this 1605-nucleotide messenger RNA. RefSeq names its product SBP (S-ribonuclease binding protein) family protein. The transcript is spliced from 2 exons. The record is from RefSeq and is marked reviewed. The coding region runs from base 719 to 1291 and encodes 190 amino acids. Lineage: Eukaryota; Viridiplantae; Streptophyta; Magnoliopsida; Brassicales; Brassicaceae.
AAUGUUGAAAGCUUUAAAAAGACCCACAAGUCUUUGUACCCUUUCGUCCCCCUCCCCUCUAAAACCUCAUCUUCCCCAUUUAUUUCUCCCAUUCUUUCUCCUUUUCUUUUUCAGUUCUUAAUUCAUACUUGAAAAAAUCAAUACAUUUUCAUCAUCAUCAGCAUCAUCAUUUCCCAUAUACACAAACACACAUGCAUGCCCUUAUUAUCUGAUAAUGAACGCAUAGGUCUCUUCUCUGAUAGCUCAAUGGCGAUUCAAGCUCAGCAUCCUUCACGUUUCUUCUUCAACAACAGUAACGGACAAGAAGCUAGUGAUUGUUCGUUGCAGCCUCAAGACACUCCUUUCACUAAUUUCACCAAAGCUGGUCUCUCUUCUCAUUAUUCCCAUAUCGUUUCCAAAUUUUUUCCUUCAAUUCCAUUCAAUCAUCACCGUUUUUGAAACAGGGGUUGAUUCAAGAAAACGAUCAAGAGAAGUUUAUUCAUCGGCUCUGAUGAACCCUCCACCUCCAAAACCGUCGCAAGUUAUUGAUAUAACCGAGUUGUUGCAGAAAACGCCUAACGUGGUUUCCACUGGUCUUCGAUUAUUUCAUGAUCAGUCACAGAAUCAACAACAGUUUUUUUCUUCUCUUCCCGGAGAUGUUACCGGAAAGAUUAAACGGCAAAGAGAUGAACUAGACAGAUUCAUUCAGACUCAGGUGUCUUAUUAAACUCGACCUAAAAUGUGGUUUGGUUUGUUUUUUCUUUGUGUUGAUAAUUUGAUUUUGCAGGGUGAAGAGUUGCGGCGUACGUUAGCGGAUAACAGAGAGAGACGCUACGUAGAGUUAUUGUGCGCUGCGGAGGAGAUAGUCGGACGGAAAUUGAGAAAAAAAGAAGCGGAGUUGGAGAAAGCCACGCGCCGUCACGCUGAGCUAGAAGCGCGUGUAGCUCACAUCGUGGAAGAGGCGCGAAACUGGCAGUUAAGAGCGGCGACGCGGGAAGCUGAGGUGUCCUCGUUACAUGCUCAUCUCCAACAAGCCAUAGCUAACCGCCUAGAUACGGCGGCGAAACAGAGUACGUUCGGAGAAGACGGCGGAGACGCGGAAGAAGCAGAGGACGCUGAAUCGGUUUACGUGGAUCCGGAGCGGAUCGAAUUGAUCGGACCAAGUUGUAGGAUUUGCCGGCGGAAAUCUGCGACGGUGAUGGCAUUGCCGUGUCAACAUUUGAUUCUUUGUAAUGGAUGCGACGUCGGAGCAGUGCGAGUCUGUCCGAUUUGCCUCGCCGUGAAGACUUCCGGUGUCGAAGUUUUAUUUUGAUGAUGAUGAGUAUUUAAUUGAUAGGCCCGUUAUAGGCCCAUGGGUCCAUCCAGAUCUAAGCAACAAACAAGACAACAGUACAGAAAAAGGACGUUUUCUAUAGGCAAAAAUAAAGAUUGAAAAUGAGAUUUGAAUUAUAUAUAGUUGAUGAUGUACAUAGGACAUAGCCACAUGUAGUGGCAUUUUUUUCGUUUUGACAUCUUCGUUUACUUUCUUUCUUUUGGAUAUUCUUCGCUUUUUUUUUCAGAAAACGUUUUGAAGAAAUUGCUAAAAUUGAAUUCAUUUACGUUAGAAAUCUUACUAUAUUAUUUGGG